GAUAAGAUGAGAAUGAGGGAAAUCUCGCGAUUAUCAUACCAUCAACCAAACACAGUAUUAAGUUAGCCCCAAGCUUAAUUCUGAAUAUUUUACCUUAUCUCAACGAAUUAUGUUAUCCAAUCUGAGAGGUAAAAUAAAUUACUACAUGAAUUAUAAUCCCAUGACUAUAAGGUACAAUAAAUUAUUACAAGAAUUAUAGUCCCACAACUGCUAUAAUUCCACAAUAAUUUAGUCCGCCAAUGAAACUACCUCUGUUCCUUGAGUGUAGUCUCUUAAAUUUUGCAAAACUGGGUCAACGGGGAUGACUACUCAAGUAUGGCUCACUAAGGGGAAAAAUUUCAGAGCACAGAGAAAAAGAAGGAAGGAAUCUGGUGCAAGAGCUCAAAUUAUUGGAACCCAAAUGGAAUCUGAGGGAGAUGAAGCCUCCCAUCUACAGCCAAAGCUGAGCAAACCCACUAAACAUUCUCCAUUUUCUUGCACUUCAAAGCAAGAUUCGAGCUUUAUAACCCCUAUUCUGCCAGCAGAGCUCAUCAAUGAGAUACUCUUAAGGCUACCAGUGAAAUCCCUCUUGAAAUUCAGGUGUGUUUCAAAAUCUUGGCUUGCUUUAAUCUCUAGUCCUGAAUUUGUCAAAACCCAUCUCUGUAUAUGUACUAAUGACAAGGAUUACACCCACCAUAGAGUUGUCUUGAAAGUAGAUCCAACUCAUCUUAAGAACUGUUCGCUUACUUCUUUACUUUAUGACUCUGUUACUGAGGCUUUUGACUUGGAUUAUCCUAUGAAACAACCCCAUACAUCUAUUGUUACUUUGCCAUUUAAAAUUGCUUAUCCUAUGAAAAAUUCUAUUUGGGUUGUGGGUUCUGUCAAUGGGUUGAUUUGCCUUGUCAUUGGGGAAAAAGACUUCUUUCUUUGGAAUCCAUCAAUUAGGAAAUUCAAGAAAUUGCCUGAUCUUAGAUAUGGUUACAUCAUGUGUGGUUUUGGAUAUGAUGAACUUCAUGAUGAUUAUAAGGUAGUGGCCGUUUUUUGGCAUUGCUUGAGUUAUAACGGUUCACAUUGUUUCGUGGUCAAAAUAUAUAGUCUAAAAAGUGAUUCUUGGAGAAGUACCGAAGAAUGUUGGAGUGCGGUGCCAACCACUGGGUGGGGUACUCUUGUGAAUGGAAAGCUUCAUUGGACUACUUCUACUACUCAUUUUAGUGUGUAUAAUCCUAAGGACGUCAUUUGUUUUAAUUUGGCUGAUGAGAAAUGGGGAAAGGUGGAGCAACCGUGCAAUGGAGAAGGAGAUAUUGAUUAUAUUCUGUCCUUGGGAGUGUUGGCGGGUGAUCUUGCUUUGUUUUGUAAUUAUCCGAAAACUCAUGCAGAUGUGUGGGUUAUGAAGGAGUAUGGGGUUAAAGAAUCGUGGAUGAAGGUGAUUACCAUCAAUUAUCGUGAUGAUCCCGCGUGGUAUCUGUUUCGUCCUCCCUUUUGUAUGUCAAAAAAGGGUGAAAUUUUGUUUGAGUUUGGAUCAUCUUUCCUGGUUUACAAUCCAAAGGAUGACUCGAUCAGACGUCCACAGAUUACCAACUGUGAUGCCUUUGAUGAGGCAAUCAUCUAUAUUGAAAGCCUAGUUUGGCCUUUUCUGCAG
Messenger RNA from Lycium ferocissimum, 1618 nucleotides. Its product is annotated as F-box/kelch-repeat protein At3g23880-like. The transcript has a single exon. Gene Ontology annotation, molecular function: protein binding. The annotation marks the transcript as partial. NCBI's taxonomy places the organism in Eukaryota, Viridiplantae, Streptophyta, Magnoliopsida, Solanales, Solanaceae. The record is from RefSeq and is a predicted model, not a curated record.